AGGGAACGCCUCUCUCUCUCUUCAGAAUCCAGAUCUGCUUUGUAGUUUUAUAUCACAAGCCAACCCCGCACGUCACGUAAAUACACAUUAGGGCAAUCGCUUCUUUUUGUUCCAAGUAAUCUGUUUUUUUCCUUGAAUUCGACCGAACCCUUGUUCUGAGAUUCCCGAAAGCGUUCGAAUUUAUGUUCAAAAUCCGUACUUUUCCUUGUUGGGAGUAGCUUCUGGACGCUUAGAAGGACAGAGAUGGGAUCGGCCGCGGUUGCGUACUCUUCUUCUCUACAGACCGAUGUGGCGAUCUCAGCUCUGCGGCAGAAGCAUGAACUGGAGCUGGAGAAUCUGACACUGACAACACAACCCUUGAACACGUUGAAGUUCUUUGCCCUCGCCAUUGUUCAAUACAUCAGGCGAUUGAUAUCGUAUCUUUUGGCCCAUGGGGGUUUGUUCAUGCUUUUAAGUACUUUGGUAGCUGCAUUUGGUGUCUUGCUUGUGAUGUUUGAUGGACCUCAUGGAAAGCAUGUGGAAGAACUAUCUGAGUACAUCCGAUAUGGGUUAUGGUGGAUAGCACUUGGUGUUGCAUCUUCAAUUGGACUUGGAUCUGGUCUCCACACAUUUGUCCUUUAUCUGGGUCCCCAUAUCGCCUUGUUCACCAUAAAGGCGACGCAAUGUGGCCGAGUUGAUCUAAAAUCUGCACCAUAUGAUACGAUACAGCUGAAGCGAGGUCCUUCAUGGCUCGAUAAACCUUGUUCUGAAUUCGGGCCCUCGUUAUUUAUAUCAGCUCCUGGAUCUCGUGUGCCAUUGACCAGCAUAUUGCCACAGGUUCAAUUAGAGGCCAUUCUAUGGGGUCUUGGGACUGCUCUAGGAGAGCUUCCUCCAUAUUUUAUCUCAAGGGCAGCAAGUCUUUCUGGGAGCAGAGUGGAUGCAAUGGAAGAACUUGAUGCUUCCUCAGCUGAGGAUAGUGGAUUUAUGGCUACUUUUCUGAACCGAGUGAAGCGGUGGCUCCUGUCCCACUCGCAACAUUUGAAUUUCUUUACCAUCCUGGUGCUCGCCUCGGUCCCCAAUCCUCUCUUUGACCUCGCUGGAAUAAUGUGUGGACAGUUCGGGAUUCCGUUCUGGGAAUUCUUUCUGGCAACUCUAAUCGGGAAGGCGAUAAUCAAAACUCACAUACAGACAAUCUUUAUCAUCUGUGUUUGUAAUAAUCAACUUCUCGACUGGAUGGAGAAUGAGCUUAUAUGGGUACUUAGCCAUGUGCCCGGUUUGGCAUCUGUGCUGCCAGACCUGACAGCCAAACUUCACAGCAUGAAAGCUAAAUACCUUGACGCUCCUCCUCCCGUUCCUUCCCAUAUCAAGGUCAAGAAGUGGGAUUUCUCGUUCGCGUCAAUGUGGAACGGGGUCGUAUGGCUCAUGCUCCUCAACUUUUUCGUCAAGAUCGUGACAGCAACUGGCCAGAGACACCUGAAGACGCAGCAAGAGAAGGAAUUGGCGGCUCUGACCCAUUCAGAUUGAGAAAGAAAAGGUCCGAACCCACUCUUUCCCAUGUUCCAAUGAAAACAAAACCCGAGGAAACCCCGGAAGAGAAGGAAUACCAAGAUAGGAGAAGAGAAGCUGUUUUUCGUUAAUCUUUUAUGGAUGGGUUAGGAAGAAGGAAGGUUGGUUGUAUAGGAAACAGGUGUGAGAUUGCAGGAGAUUUAUUUGGAUCCUGUGAUGAAGGAUGAUGCAAUUGCAGCUUCAGAUGGUAUAAUAGCUAGAAUCCUUUUGUUAACUCUUGAUUUGAACUUCAACAAUUCUUUUGCAAUGCAAAGACAGCCUCUCUCUCUCUGUUUCAAUU
Molecule: messenger RNA, 1825 nt
Organism: Tarenaya hassleriana
Lineage: Eukaryota; Viridiplantae; Streptophyta; Magnoliopsida; Brassicales; Cleomaceae
Product: vacuole membrane protein KMS1
Exons: 9
Coding region: 244-1503 (419 amino acids)
Source: RefSeq, a predicted model, not a curated record